AUGUUCGGGGCUAAAAGCGGCAUCACACGCAGCCAAUCCAGUUCGGCACCACCAUCUCCUCACGCCCAGGCAUUCUCUAGAGAAACGGCGACCAAGUCCACACCGGGGCCUAUGGAGCGCGAGGAGGUCAAGGUCGCUGUGGCCACCUACAGCGUCCAGCGUCGCGUCCUCGAGACGCUGCUUAACGCUCUCCAAGCCAGUCUCCGAGAGGAGCACGCCCUGGACCUGAAGAGGUUCAGGAGGUCGCUCAAAGACCAGGCCUUCGACGCGCGCUGCGCCCAACGGCGCCGCCAGGGCUCGGGCAGAAAACGGGACGCACGCAGCUGCCACUGCCUCGACGGGCGCGCCUCGUGCGAGGAGCGCGUCCUCUCGGCCUGCAACUACGUCCACCAGAAGCUGGCGACGGCCAUGUUCAUGGUCCAGCUGGCUCGGGAGAGAGGCAAGGCCGCCAAGGAGGGGCUGGAUCAGCUCGAGGGGCUGAGGAGGGAGUUUGGCGGCUGGAUCGUGCCGGCGAGGAACGGGGGCGUUCGGGAGGGCGACUGCGCGAGGCAGAUGAAUAUGGUGCUCGUCGACUGGGGUCUCGCGGACGCCGCCGGCGAGGAGAGCGGAAGACGAUGGGAGGACGACCUCCGGGACAUGGUCAGGCUGAGCGUCGGCCGGGAGAGGGACGAGAGGGCGAGGAAGGCGAGGCUGGCGGCGCCGGACGAGAUGGCGGAGAGGACGGGGAGGAUCUCGGCGUGCACGCGGCCAAGAAGGCUGUCGGUGAUCUCGGAGUCGUCGGACGAGGAGUGA
Messenger RNA from Colletotrichum higginsianum IMI 349063, 792 nucleotides. RefSeq lists its product as uncharacterized. NCBI's taxonomy places the organism in Eukaryota, Fungi, Ascomycota, Sordariomycetes, Glomerellales, Glomerellaceae. Bases 1 to 792 code for a protein of 263 amino acids. The transcript has a single exon. The record is from RefSeq and is a predicted model, not a curated record.